Molecule: messenger RNA, 3308 nt
Organism: Anneissia japonica
Lineage: Eukaryota; Metazoa; Echinodermata; Crinoidea; Comatulida; Comatulidae
Product: PGAP2-interacting protein-like
Exons: 14
Coding region: 57-2306 (749 amino acids)
Biological process (GO): GPI anchor biosynthetic process
Cellular component (GO): endoplasmic reticulum
Molecular function (GO): catalytic activity
Source: RefSeq, a predicted model, not a curated record
GUAAAAAGCCUAAAAGAUAUUUUUCUUUUGGCGAGGGCGUUAAUACAUUAUCCAAGAUGGCAACUCGCAUGAAAGAGAGUGAGUUAGAAACAGAAAAUACUGAAAUAGAGCAAUCUAAAAAAGAAGUGAAAGAAGAUGAUACAGCUCCAGCAGAAAAAGGGGACGAAGAAGAGGAGGAGGAAGAGAAAGAAUUCUACGGCCAUCCAAGAAGCUUCAUCAGAGCUCUCAUUUCUGAGGCCGCGAUCGGAUAUACAUUUUGGACUGUAUUUCAUGGGUUAGCCCCCAUGGUAUGGUAUUACCCUCUCAACCAGUUAGAGAUCACAGGAUACGAGGCAUAUUCACUUGUAUGGUUUAGCCCGCUUCUGUGUAUCUCAACAAAAUUCCUGGACAUUAUUCAAAGUAAAACAGGAAUAUUGAUCCUGCGAUUACUAUGUGUUGCGUCUCUUGCCUCAUUUCAAGCACCAACAACGUCUUUGCGAUUGCAAAUCCUAGCUGCAGGCAAUUUUUUUGCAUUGUUGCUGGUGUUGGCAACGUGGUGGCACAAGUCUGCUUACCAAAGAUGCAUAUCAUUCUGGGGACAUAUGCUUGGUUUUAUAGCACUACUAGCAUCCAGGAUUUGGUUCGUUUCAAUUACUCCUGCGUGGAGCGAUGCAUUCUCAAAUAACGUUGUCAUUUCCAUCGGUAUUAUUGCGACAAUUGACCGAUUCAUGGCAGUUGAAUAUCCGCUACCUGAAGCUAAGCCUAAUACAAAAGUCUCCCCUCAUUGGAAGAAAAUGGCCACUGGUUUUGGAAGUUUAUUGUUCUUCACUCAUUGUUUAUUUGGGGAUGUAGCAGUGUUAUGUAGAUGGCUAGGCAUUGGACAUCCGUUCACCGGGCCUAGUCCCAAUCCAUUCAGUUGUGCUGUCUAUAUAGAACUUGUAACCGGUUUAAUGAUUUCGUCGAAGCCCGGCUUAUCAACCCACUUUCUUUGGACGUGGUUCGUCGGCGGACAUUGUACCCUCCUCUUGUUUUACUUCUCUGCGUACACGGCAUUUGCGUUCGGUCUCCUCGUCGCAUUGUACACCAUGUCCAUCUGGCCGGAAAUGAGCGACCGCCUGACUAGCUGUCCACCAGUUAAGACUCUAACACUUGCAAUGGGGAUUUAUCUUUUUGAGAUGCUCUUUUCUGUCUGGACUGUGGCAUAUAACUUCGUGCCUGGGGGCUGGUUAACUAGGGAAGGCACAUUCUAUCUCAUUGUAUUUAUUGUACUCUACAUCGGAUUCGCGCUGCUGACAGGAGCAGGUAGAAACAAUGCUAAGUUUACAAGUAAGCACAUGGCGUUCCGUAAUGUGGAUGGGACUGGACCGUACGCAGUACAUGCUGACGUCAAGAUUCUCUUAAUAUUAUUGUUAUGCACUGGAAUUGGUGGUUUUGUGUACCGUGGACGCAACAUGAGCCCCCCAACUCCCAGCAAUGCUAACCCAAGAGAGUUCUCAACGCUGAUCUUCACAGCACACUUUAUGUAUGACAACGAGGGCAGACCUAGCUUUGAAAGAGUUGCCAAACUCCUUAAUGAAACAGAUGCGGAUGUUAUAACACUGUUGGAGAGUGAUGCGUCUCGGCCGUUUCUAGGCAACAACGACAUAUCAAUGUUCUUAUCUGAACGACUGCAUAUGUACCAGGACUUUGGGCCAUCAACUAAGGACCACACUUGGGGAAACCUUCUGCUAUCUAAACAUCGCAUCGUGAACUCAACGCACCACUUGCUCCCCUCCCCCAACGGGGAAUUGGCGCCGGCCAUCAGUGCCACGCUUAAUAUCUCCGGUACUCUUGUCGACUUUGUGACUACCCACAUGGGAAAUGAUAUCAGAGAUGAUGAGGAUCGUAAAUUGCAAGCUGAGUACCUGGCCAAUAUCACCGGAGUCAGUACACGACCAAUCGUAUUCAUGGGUUACAUUGUGUCCAAACCAGAUAGUCGUGAUUACAACCGGUUACGAUAUUUUGGUAAACUGAAGGAUAUUGAUUCAUCUGAUAAUGAAAGAUUUUGCCAGUAUAUUUUCUACAAUCGCCUUAAAAGAGUUGGAUAUGCCCGUAUAUCGCAUGGAGAACUAAGCGACACAGAAGUUCAGCUCGCUAAAUUCCACAUCCCGGAAAAAGGAUCGCUCCAAGAUAACGAUCUGGUUGUCAUAGACAAAAAGAAAGUGGAUCCAUCUCUGCAUUUUCCAGCUAGAUUUGGUAAUUUUUACAAUGGACACUACUCUGGCAUAGAACACCGUUACCAUAUGGGAACACCAAAGUACUUCACACAGCAACCCCCAAGUCACUGAAAAUCACCACCAUCACCUAGGAACAACAUGUACUUCAUACAAAAGACCCUUUAAGCUGCUAAAAUUUACUACCACCUAGGGACAGAGUACUUCAUAUGAAAGACCCUUUAAGCUACUGAAAUUCAUCACCUAUAGGAUCUACAGUUUUGAGAUGAAUGUUCAGACCAAGUUGUCUUUCAAUUUUUGAGAACCCUCAAAAUUCAAAUUGAAUUGGUCAUCUUUAAAGUUCUGUAUAGUUAUUAAAGUGUCUAUAUAUUGGUCAUGAUGUGAUGCCCAUGGCCAUAUUUAGGCAUCUGGACUUAAGGUUCAAGUGAGUAUCAUUUUUUGAUAAAACAGAGAUAGUAUUUAGUUUUUACUGAAUAGAGUGCGGUUGUGGCUUGGCAGUUUAGAUGCUUGCCUUCCAAUCUCAGGAUCCACAGUACAAGCUCUGUACAUGCUAUAAAACUUUCUGGGACAAAUGUGUGAUGUGUCCAUAUAUGGGCAUGAUUAUUAUUUGUUGCAUAAAAUUUGAUAGUGUAGACAAAGCUUUAGUUUAUGUAGAGCACCUUGCGUGUGUGUUUAUCUUUAUGAAACGGAUUGCCACCUGUGACUUGGUCAGUGAUUAAGUUCGCGAUGGAUCUUUCAAUGUGUCAAUCAAACUUAACUGACCAAUCAGAACAGUGCCAGGAAUAUGCAGGUGUCCAGCAAAACACAUGUGUUGUCCCACGAACUUGCAUGUUUGCGUAUCUUAGCAACAAUAUCCAAGGGGCGGGGCUUAGCACAAACAAUGAAUAAAAAAAAAACAUAAAAAUAAUGAAUUUACAGACUUUAGAGAAGUGAUAAAAUCCUUGAAUUAAUUACCAUGUACCAGCAAAUUUUUUUAUAGCUUUAAAUGCAAAUAUAUUGGUAUCAUUUAUGCCUCUAUUAAUAUCGGUGCGAAAAAUAUUUUCUUGGUUAAAUUUACAAUUGAAAAAGCAAUAACUUAAAUGUAGAAAUAACGUAAUUAAUUUUUAUUAACUUUUA